AUGGCAGAUGGAUGGAAGGACACAAAACAAAGACCGCUAGUUAAUUUCUUAGUUUAUUGUCCUAAAGGAAUCACAUUUCUCAAGUUAGUUGAUGCUUCUGAUAUCUAUGCAAGUGCUGAGAAUUUAUGCAACUUGUUUGUUGAAGUUGUGGGUAUGGUCGGUUCAGAAAAUGUACUUCAUUUUGUAACUGAUAGUGCACCCAACUACAAAGCUGCUGGAAAGCUUCUCGCUGAAAAGUUUCCCACCAUUUCUUGGUCUCCAUGUGCAGCUCAUUGUAUCAAUCUCAUUUUGGAAGAUGUGACAAAACUACCUUCUGUUCACAAUUUAGCACAUCGGAUGUCUAAGGUAACCAUUUUUGUUUACAACAAUAAGUCGACUUUAAAUUGGGUCAGAAAAACACCUGGUUGGAGAGAGAUCAUUCGACCUGGAGAAACACGUUUUGCUACAACUUUCAUUGCUCUACAAAGUCUCUAUCAACAUAAAGAAGAUCUACAAGCUUUGGUUACAAGUACAGAUGCUGAACUCAAGCAGCUUUUCAAGAUGUCUAAAGCAAAGGAAGCUAAAUUGAUUAUCCUAGAUGAGCAAAUGUGGAAUGAAUGCUUGAUAAUCGUCAAGAUUAUGACUCCUAUCAUUCGACUGUUACGCAUUUGUGAUGCUGAUGAGAAGCCUUCUUUGCCAUAUGUGUAUGAAGGGAUAAGAUGGGAUCGUAUGUUGCGCCAUGAUCUUCAUGCUGCAGCGUACUAUUUGAACCCAGCUUUCAUGUAUGAUCAAACUUCAGUUUGUGAGAAGCCUGAAGUUAUGAGUGGGUUGAUGAGCUUAAUUGGAAAGCAAACAGAGAACAGCAAAACAAAGCUCGUUCAAGAGCUUAGGUCUUACAGAGAACGUGUAGGUAGCUUUUCUCCUGAUAUGGCUCUUACUUGCAGCAAAACAUCUCAGCAAGAUGAAUGGUGGAGAUAUUUUGGUUAUGAUGCUCCUCGUUUGCAAAAGUCAAAAAGAAAAAGAUCAUAUGAUCCUGUUGACUAUGAAUCUAUUGAUAAAACAGAGUUUUGGAUCGUUGAAGAAGAAGGAGCAGGUGAAUUUGAAUAUGAUGAAUUAGAGAAUGCUCUUGCUGAAGAAUAUCCCAAAGACCACGAAGAUACAAACCUUGAAAAGUCUAAUGAUUUUGAUGAAAACUUCACUAUGCCACCUGAAGAACACAAGUCAUGGUGA
Molecule: messenger RNA, 1209 nt
Organism: Camelina sativa (false flax)
Lineage: Eukaryota; Viridiplantae; Streptophyta; Magnoliopsida; Brassicales; Brassicaceae
Source: RefSeq, a predicted model, not a curated record